UAUCGCCAUUGUUCAUUUGUUCUUGAAAUACCCACUCCUAGGGUUUAAGGAAGAGAGAGAAUUGAGUAAAGCUGAAAAUGGCGGAGACAAUCUCGUUAAUGGAUAUUGACGAUGACAAAAUUGACACGAAACUAAACAAGGGUAAAAACAUAGUCUUUUCAAGCUCCAGUGCAGAACCGAAAUCAGUUCCUUGGGUCGAAAAGUUUCGUCCUCAGUCUCUAUCUGACGUUGCUGCUCAUCGCGAUAUUGUUGAAACAAUUGAUAGGCUUGCAAGUAGUAAUCGGUUGCCGCAUUUGCUGCUUUAUGGACCUCCUGGAACUGGAAAGACUUCUACAAUUCUUGCUCUUGCUCGGAAGUUAUAUGGGUCUCAGAUGCACAAUAUGGUUUUAGAGCUGAAUGCCUCUGAUGAUCGUGGUAUUGACGUGGUGCGCCAGCAGAUUCAGGACUUUGCUAGUACUCAGAGCAUCUCAUUUGGUGCAAAGUCAGCGGUGAAGUUAGUAUUAUUGGAUGAAGCAGAUGCAAUGACAAAGGAUGCACAGUUUGCUCUGCGUCGAGUGAUUGAGAAAUAUACAAGAAACACUAGGUUUGCCUUGAUAUGUAACAAUGUCAACAAGGUUAUUCCUGCCCUACAAUCACGAUGUACACGAUUUAGGUUUGCUCCACUCGAUGCAGUUCAUGUUUCUGAGCGGCUGAAACAUGUUAUUGAGGCUGAACUGCUUGAUGUCCCUGAGGGUGGUUUAAAGGCACUUGUACGAUUGAGCAAUGGUGACAUGCGAAAAGCUUUAAACAUUUUGCAGUCAACACACAUGGCUUCUCAGCAGAUUACAGAAGAUGCUGUCUAUCUGUGCACUGGAAACCCAUUGCCCAAGGACAUUGAGCAGAUUUCUUACUGGCUUCUGAAUGAACCCUUUGCUAUUAGUUGCAAACGAAUAUCGGAAAUCAAGACACGAAAAGGGUUGGCUAUGGUUGAUAUCGUGAGAGAAGUAACCAUGUUUGUCUUCAAGAUUAAGAUGCCAGCAGAUGUUCGAGUUCAGCUGAUCAAUGAGAUGGCCGAUAUUGAGUAUAGGUUGACUUUUGGUUGCAAUGAUAAGUUGCAGCUUGGAUCACUGAUUGCUGCUUUUACACGAACAAGAUCCGCACUUGUUGCAGCUGCAAAUUAAUCAUGUUGGACAACCUGGUGGCUUGCCCCCCCAGCUGAAAAAUUUGCAAUGUUUUAAGAUUCUGCGCUUGAAUCUAGGUUUUAAAGCUUCUUGAUGUAGUAUUGUAGAAAAGAUCUCCCAAAUGUAAAGUGCAAUAUUGUUCCAAGUGCUUUGCCGUUCUUGCACAUUGUAGCUAAAUUUUAUUUAAAAGCUUUGCUCUGUUUUGAGGUUUGUUUUUCCA
Molecule: messenger RNA, 1380 nt
Organism: Solanum dulcamara
Lineage: Eukaryota; Viridiplantae; Streptophyta; Magnoliopsida; Solanales; Solanaceae
Product: replication factor C subunit 3
Exons: 9
Coding region: 78-1160 (360 amino acids)
Biological process (GO): DNA repair; DNA-templated DNA replication
Cellular component (GO): DNA replication factor C complex; nucleus
Molecular function (GO): ATP hydrolysis activity; DNA clamp loader activity; ATP binding
Source: RefSeq, a predicted model, not a curated record